Hyalella azteca is the source of this 3640-nucleotide messenger RNA. RefSeq names its product nuclear transcription factor Y subunit alpha (gene Nf-YA). Gene Ontology annotation, cellular component: CCAAT-binding factor complex. Gene Ontology annotation, biological process: regulation of transcription by RNA polymerase II. Lineage: Eukaryota; Metazoa; Arthropoda; Malacostraca; Amphipoda; Hyalellidae. The transcript is spliced from 9 exons. Gene Ontology annotation, molecular function: RNA polymerase II cis-regulatory region sequence-specific DNA binding; DNA-binding transcription factor activity, RNA polymerase II-specific. The coding region runs from base 360 to 1253 and encodes 297 amino acids. The record is from RefSeq and is a predicted model, not a curated record.
CAAAUUACUAUCUACACAUGCUGAGGCUUACUUUUGAUUCUCUUUCUAUAAUGUCAUUUAGUGUUAUGAUGAUCGAAGAUCGUGUUUUGACGUCAUUUUGGCAAAUUGAAUCACUAUCUUGGUAGCCAUCUUGCUUUCGAUGAACGGUCUGGGAGCGCGGUAGUUGGUACCAGACUAUCAGGUGCAAAAUAUCCAGUUCGUAAUACAUCCAAGUGAUCCAACUAGUAGGCUAUGCCAUCAUUAGUUAUGGAAGUGUUUUGUAACGAGACUUUGCUUAUUUUAUUUUUUUAUAUCAUAGCUAGACCAAGAUGUAAGACUUCUCUGCAUGGAAUUACUGUUUGUGAGGCCUGUAUUGGAAGAUGCAGGCCGUGCAGCAGGCUGGAGGGCAGAUGGCCCACAUCAUUCAGACAGCCAAUGGUCAGCUGAUGCUGCAGACCUUGACAAAUGCAGCACCUGCUCCCAUACAAGUUACAAAUGCACAGCAUCCUCAGCUGCAGCAAAUACAAGUUGUUCCUAUAUCUGGCCUUCAGGGAGGUGGAGGCCAGCUUGUGUUGCAGACUAAUGGUGCUGCAACCCAGCAAGCAGCACAGAUUCUCCAGACCACCGACGGUCAGACUCUGCUGUAUCCUGUGCAGAUUGACUCUCAGGGCAACAUCAUUCAGCAACAACCUCAACCUGGUAGCAUCAUCCAGUUGACGACAGCACCUCCCCAGCAGCAGCCCCAACAGAGUGUUGCCCAAGUGCCCGCUACCGCGAGCAGUCCCCCUCAUAUAGCCACGAGUCCCGUGUCUGCAGCGGCGCAGGUGGCAGCUCCCCAGCAGGCGACGCAGGUGCCCGUGCAGCACGGCACUCAGGUCGUCACGCACUCGCAGGGCGCAUUGCCUGCCAAUGUCCUAAUGGUGAAUAAUGGAGCAGCAACGGUACCACAAAUACAGCGGGUUCCUAUAACGGGAGCCACGGAAGUGGUGGAGGAAGAGCCGCUCUACGUCAACGCCAAGCAAUACCACAGGAUACUCAAACGCAGACAAGCCAGAGCAAAGCUUGAGAGUGAUGGCCGGAUACCCAAGGAGAGGCGGAAAUACUUGCACGAGUCACGACACCGACAUGCCAUGAACAGAGUACGAGGAGAGGGAGGGCGCUUUGAUAAGGGCACAUCACCAGAGCGUCAGAUGCUGGAUAAUCUGUCUGGCAUUGGUCUUCAAGUGAGCAGUGAAAUGGAGCUGCUGACCAACAGCGUAAAUGGCCACGCCUAGUCAACUUGCUGGCUCAAUAGCCAAAAGUUGUAACUUAGUUUGACGCAAUUACGAGGUCAGAUUUUCCAUCAGGGGAGCCACAUCGUAAGAGCGGCCUCAGUAAAAAUGAUGAGCUGAGGUCCGUAUUCUUCAAGGGAUGGUCGUUUUUACCGUGUGGCUUUCCAUUAUUGAUCGAAAAUUAUGUACAAAGCGUGUCUGUGUACUGUACAAAUUGCGUUUGUAUGAAUGUAUGUACUGUACAGAUUGUGUUUGUAUGUAUGUAUGUUAGUGUCGUCGCCACUACCUUAUGAACGACACUCGUGUUCCCGCAUGUUCCUUGGGUGUUCGUACGUUUGUUGUUGAGAUCCGUUCGAUUUCAAGUUCCGUUAAGAGAAAAUUUUCCACCCAUAGUAAAUGCAUCUCGUCUGAGUCCUAAGAUGAAUUUUAGAUUUCUUCCUGAACAGCGCUUAAUUUCUUCCGUAAAUUCUUCAUAUUUUAUGUUUAUUCAAAUUAUUGACAUUACCUUUAGUUGAACGUCUUAAUUAUCCCAAUGUUGUUUGGCUCUAUUUACGCAAAUACGUGUACCCAUAACGACAGAAUUGAAUAUGAUGGCGGGCCACGUUCUAGAAUGUAGUGCGAAUUAAGGUCACGAAGGCAGCUAAAGUUGUUGCCGUAUUUUUAUACACGAUAUCGUAUAUUUACUUAUCAAUAUAGAAUAACUGUUUUGUUUUGGUCAGUUGUCUCCUACUAGUGUAUCGUCCGGUGCGGCUAAGUCGUAUUAACGUGACUCCUAUUGAACACAUAACGCAGAAAGCUAUGGACUGGCGUGACAACGGCUUUUAUCGCUCCUGUCAGAGGAAAGAGUUGAGCAUAUUGGAGCAUCGAUCUUGAAUUGGAACAAUUCGGAUUCGGGUCUAGUGCCGAGAAUUUCCUUGUCUGAUUGUGUACUCACAAGAUGUUUUAUUUUUAGUUAAAUGUGGCUGCGUUUAGAACGCACAUCGUUUGUAAUUCUUAUUAUAUCUUUUGAGUUUACUGCCUUACCAUGGCAAUUAUUUUGAAUAACAAGAAGUUCCGCUUUUGUGAGUACAAAAGAAUUGUAAUUGCGGAUAAAUUAAGGGAACGUGUCACACGUAUCUUCCUAACAAAAUAUAGUAACCCUAGCCUCUGGUAAUUAAAAUCAGAAGCUGACAAGUUAGUAAAUUUUCACUGGGUUGUUACUGUACGCAUUGUAGAUCUUGUGAAAUGAUAUAGGAUGCAGUGCCAGGGAAGGAAUUCCUGAUGACUACUUAUGAGACGUGCCCAAUUCCUACUUAGUGCAGAAUUUCCUUUAAUCUCCCGCAUUUGUAUUUUCGUGUUUUUUUUCAAAAGCAGACCUUAUACUAAUCUAUUAGCAGGGUUUUAUAUUAUGCACAAGUAAAAAUGCAGCAGCCACCAACUAACUUAUGUUCUCAGAGUGUACCCAGUUAUACCUACAUUUUGUUUCGGUAAACUGUUGACUCUAAAUUUGUAGGUUUGUUCAAAUGCAUUCACAUUAUUUGGUACCUAUAUCCUCCAAAAUGAUCUGGCGUUACCAAUACAUUACAUUCCCUAUGCAUUGAGGGGAGAUAAAGAAAGCAACUUUGUUUUGUGUCUGAAGCGACCUAGUGUAAUUUUUUUCUAUCCAUUAGUCCGUCCCUUAACAUAAUGUGUCAAUUAUUUUAAGGUGAUUAUCUCUAGUGAUUGACGUUAUUGCUGUUGUUUGCUACGAAUUACACGCGUGUUGUUGAUUUAAGCCGAGUUAUAUAUGAAUAUUGAUCAUCUCGUUUUAGCCGUAAUUCAUUUUGGAAUUGAAUCGUUUCUCUAAUGUGAUUUUAUUGAAUUUGUUGAAUGAACACAAUUUUUGCUGGCUCAUUGUGCCAUUAUUUGAAUUUUUAGAGGGGCUGCCAGUAUCAUUUAAAGUAGGAAUUGUUAUGUAGCCUGGAAAAUUUCUUUAAAUGGCUAGAUAUUCGUGACUUAUGGGAGAAGAUACUAGAUGUUGUUAUUGCUAUCUCCCUGGAACGCAGUUCGAACAUAUUCAGUAUUUUACAGAAAAAAUGUCUUGCACGCUGAUAUCACGAAUACACCUGAUGGGAGAGUUUGUUUCAGCCUUAUUUUUUGGGGGAAAAGUAAAAAUAUCCUCGAACGGUUGACCACGGGGCACGUUAUAUCAAGUUCACUACACUCGAGAGUUGGAGCACAGCCUUUCCUAGGGUAGCAUAAGUGAAAAUAUAGUAACCUAUGUAUCCCGGCAUACUAAUGAUGGAGUCUUGAAUUAUCAUCAAUCAGUGCAAAUAGCAUCAUCGUGUACAUAGUAAUCAAAUGUCCAUGUAUAGUAUGUACAUUAAUCCAUUUUUUUACCAAGUAAAUGUAACCGGCUGAAGUGAAUGUUA